AUGAGCUACGCAAUACGAGAGACUUUCCACGAUGGCGUGGACACUGAAAUCCGGCAUACGCAAGAUAUGGCCCAUUCACUUGCCAGCCCAUCGUCCUCCAAACCCAGCUUUCAAAGAAAUAGCACUUCCGUCCCUGAGCUAAAAGAGCUUCCCUUGCGCCCAUCGGGACCGGAUACCACCAAGGACACUACCCCAAAAUCACGCACGUCGGUCAUGUCCAAUACCCUCAGCAAAUCCACUGCAUUCAUCGUACCCAGUAUGGCACACUGGAAGGAAGAGGGCAGCGCAGGCAAAGCAACCAGCCCGAAAGCGGACAUGUAUGCACUCGCAGGAUCCAUAUCCACCGUCUCCGACAUCCAUCCCAGCUUGCGCGGCCUGCUGGCCGAGCUCACGCUCAUCACGACCGACUACACACGCGACCUCACCGACUUUCGCAACGGCACGCCUUAUUGUAUGCCCGCGGCAUCGUUCGAGAGCCGCCGGAAUGCCAUCCGCACCAUGCAACUGCAGCUGUACGCACGGUCAGUGGCGCUCGACGGCGUCGCUGCCAUGGAAUUGGCGGCGCCAUCACGACCACCGCUCCCAGUACGACGACGGCCAGCACUGCCAGCGGAGGAACCAAGGAAAGUAUCAGCAGCAUUGUUUGCGUGGGUAACGUCGUUAGAAUCCCCAGAUAAAAAGGAUAGAGAAGCCAAAGGAAAAGCGAAGAAAGAAAAAGAAUCAAAAAGCAGCAAACACGGCGGCCUGAAAGGGAUCCUGAAAACCGAAGAAAAAAACAAAGACAAGCAAAACGGCCCGCCACCUCGCAAAACCGUACACUUCCCGCCCACGCUCAGCCCGCAGCGGCCCCGCCCCCGCAACGCCUACCUGCGCAACACACGCAGCUACAAGCGGGGACGGUGGGCGGCCUCGCGCUACAGCGACGGCUGGCUGGAUACGAGCGGCCGCCGCGUCUCCGAAGCAGAGUUCUACAUGCCCGAGGGGCGGCGCAGCGCGUACGGGCUCUGCGUGGACACGAUCAACGCGAUCCGCGAUGGCAUGCUGGGGCUAGGUGAGGGCAACGAGACGGCGGUGUGCGACGACGAGCCCGAGUGCUGCGAGUGGGAAGUCAAGGAGCGGGAGGACGAGUGGGCCAGCGGCUUCGAGCUGCCCCUCCCGCCCAAGGCGUACGUCGGGCGCGAGAAGUGGCAUGCGGUCGAGCGCAGGGCAGCUGCUUUCAGCAGGCCGCGCUCUGCCUCAUCCAAGCCAGCCUCCUCUGCGAGCCAUGCUGCCCGCUCCCGCGCCGCGCCUGGCAGCGCGCUGCUUGCGCGAGGUGCUGCGGCUGCGGCGGCCGCUGCCGCAGUGGUGUCGAAAAAGGAGGCGACCAGUGCCUCGAGAUCCGACGCAGAGGUCACGGAGUGCAGGACCUGCUGUGGCUGCACGAAAGAAAGCUUUUCCAGGCCAUCGGCCAGCCAGGCCAGAAGCAGCAACAACUUUAUCAACGGAAAAAGCACGAGCAUGAGCCCCAGCCCUGCCAAAACCACAACCGCAGUCACCUUGCCCAGAAACGAGACGCCGAAAGCGCAAGCGCAGGCGCCGGCGUCAGAAGGACGGAAAACGGACUGCAGGCGCGUGGUUGCGGUGCGCGAGCGCGUCCCCAGCGCCAGCGACAGCAGCAGCUGUGGUGGCAGUAGUAAACACCGCCCCACCACCUCCCUCACAGCCACAAACCUCAGCCUGCUCGACUCCCUCAACACCUCCACCCAAACACAAACCCAAACUCAAAAAACACCACCACCACCGCCGCCAAAACCGAAAAUUAAACACAGAUUCAGUGUCAAUGGCAAUUCGAACUCAAAUCCCAAACCAAAGCCGAAGCCGAAGCCUCCGCCUAGGCCUCCUACGCCUAUACCUAUGCUUGGGGAGAUGUUGGGCUCGGAGAGGGACGGGUAUGAGGGUUGUAGUUUUGUUGAGGGGGGUAGGUUUGUUUAAGGGGGAAGGGGUGGUAGUGCGUGGUAGUGAAUAUAGAUAGUAUAGUAUCGUAUCGUAAGUAAUUUGGCAUCCAAUAUCGACAUUGAUUUUGGGUGAAGGAGAGGAAUGGGAAUGGGAAUGCAAGGGUGGGGUUCGGAUGGGAGGGGAUGGGAAGGAGUGAUAGGUAGAGGGGGAAUGAAGGCGGAUGAUGGUUAUAUAUAUACUUAUAUACAUAUGUCAUGCAUAUAUAUGUACGUACGUAUCUUGUUUGUGAGUGAGCUCGUGUGCUGUACU
Aplosporella prunicola CBS 121167 is the source of this 2244-nucleotide messenger RNA. RefSeq lists its product as uncharacterized. The transcript has a single exon. NCBI's taxonomy places the organism in Eukaryota, Fungi, Ascomycota, Dothideomycetes, Botryosphaeriales, Aplosporellaceae. The record is from RefSeq and is a predicted model, not a curated record. The coding region runs from base 1 to 1971 and encodes 656 amino acids.